GCCGGCGGAGCGCGCACUCCGCUAAUGGCGCCGGCCGCUCCGCCGGAAGCGGCGCCAUUUCCGCCGGCGUUGCCGGGGGGACGCGCGGCUGGCGUGAGGGCCGGGCCGGGCGCUGCCGCUCCGCCGGGAUGUUCAUCUACCUGUGCAAGAAGAUUGCAAUUCCCGGUAGUAUUCCAUUAAAAUGUAUUUCCUGGAAUAACCAAGGUUACAUAGCCUGUGGUGGAGAGUCUGGAUUACUGAAAGUUAUAAAAUUAGAAACACAAACAGAUGAGGCAAAGAUAAAGGGACUAGCAACUCCUAACAACAUUUCUGUGACUCAGACUCUUGAAGGUCAUAGUGGUUUUGUUCAGGUUGUGACAUGGAACGAACAGUAUCAAAAAUUGACUACCAGUGAUCAAAACGGCCUCAUCAUUGUGUGGAUGAUGUACAGAGGCUCUUGGUAUGAAGAGAUGAUUAACAACAGAAAUAAGUCUGUGGUUCGAAGUAUGAGCUGGAAUGCUGAUGGACAGAAGAUUUGUAUUGUAUAUGAAGAUGGAGCUGUGAUUGUUGGCUCAGUGGAUGGCAAUCGCAUCUGGGGAAAAGACUUGAAAGGCACCCACCUGUGCCACGUGGCCUGGUCUGCCAACAGCAAAAUUUUACUCUUUGGAAUGUCAAAUGGAGAGAUUCACAUUUAUGACAAUCAGGGAAAUUUUAUUGUGAAAAUGAAGCUGAGUUGUUUGGUGAACUUAACUGGAGCCUUCAGCCUUGCUGGGAUACACUGGUACCACGGUACCCAAGGCUACAUUGAGCCCAACUGCCCUUGCCUUGCUGUCUGUUAUGAUAAUGGGAGAUGCCAGAUAAUGAGAGAUGAGAAUGACUACAAUCCUGUUUUGAUUGAUGCUGGUAUCAAUGUAGUGUGUAUUCAGUGGAACUCCAAUGGAAGCAUUCUGGCACUGGCAGGCUCCCUCAAAGCAGCUUCUCAAGAUAAAGAUAUCAAUGUUGUGCAGUUCUACACUCCCUUUGGCGAGCACUUACGUACGCUGAAAGUUCCUGGCAAACAGAUCUCUUCCUUAUCCUGGGAGGGAGGUGGACUGAAAAUUGCACUGGCUGUUGAUCAUUACAUAUAUUUUGCAAACAUUCGUCCACAUUACAAGUGGGGUUACUGUUCCAAUACCGUUGUUUACGCCUAUACCCGAGCGGACCGCCCAGAGUGCUGUGUAGUCUUUUGGGACACAAAAAACAAUGAGAAAUAUGUGAAAUAUGUCAAGAGCCUCAUUUCCAUAACAACUUAUGGGGACUUCUGUGUUUUAGCAACUAAAGCAGAUGAAAAUCUGCCUCAGGAGGAGCAGGAGACAGAGUCAUUUGGUGCCAUGUAUGUGCUGGUUCUCUGCAAUUCUAUUGGCACACCCUUGGACCCAAAAUAUAUUGAUAUUGAGCCAUUGUUUGUCACAAUGACCAGAACUCAUGUGAUCGCGGCUUCCAAAGUAGCGUUUUACGUCUGGCAGUACCGGGUGGCCAAGAAGCUCACAGCCAUGGAAAUCAAUCAGCUGUCACGGACCAGGAAAGAAGGCAGGGAAAGGAUCUAUCAUGUUGAUGACCCCUUAUCAGGGUCUGGAGAUGGUCAGCUUGAUUACAGCAGAGCUUUUGAAGGAACAAGAGAUCCAAUUUGUGCAAUAACAGCAUCUGAUAAGAUACUGCUUGUGGGAAGAGAAUCUGGCAUUAUUCAGAGGUACAGCCUCCCCAGUGUGGCUGUGGUGCAGAGCUAUACCCUGGAGCAUCGUGCCUAUCAGCUGUCUUUGAACUGCAACUCCACUCGCCUUGCUAUCAUUGACGUCUCCGGGGUUCUGACCUUCCUGGAGCUGGAGGCGCGGGCCGCGGACAGCGCGGGGCAGCCCGAGGCGGGCGGGCAGCUGAGGCUGGAGCGCAAGGACGUGUGGGACAUGAAGUGGGCCAAGGACAACCCCGACCUGUUUGCCAUGAUGGAGAAAACAAGAAUGUAUGUCUUCAGAAACUUGGAUCCAGAGGAACCUAUACAAACAUCUGGAUAUAUUUGCAACUUUGAAGAUUUAGAAAUCAAAUCUGUUCUUCUGGAUGAAAUACUAAAGAAUCCCGAACAUCCUAACAAAGAUUACAUCAUCAAUUUCGAGAUUCGGUCAUUACGAGACAGUCGAGCAUUGAUUGAAAAAGUUGGCAUUGAGGAAUCUUCCCAAUUCAUAGAAGACAAUCCACAUCCCAGACUUUGGCGACUCCUGGCUGAAGCUGCUCUUCAGAAGCUGGAUCUGCAGAUGGCUGAACAAGCUUUUGUGCGUUGCAAAGAUUAUCAAGGCAUUAAGUUUGUGAAGCGCCUGGGCAAUCUGCAGAGCGAGUCCAUGAAGCAAGCAGAAGUGGCAGCCUAUUUUAGCAGAUUUGAAGAAGCUGAAAGAAUGUAUCUGGAUAUGGACAGAAGAGAUCUUGCCAUUGGGCUGCGGAUCAAACUGGGCGAUUGGUUCCGCGUGCUGCAGCUGCUGAAAACGGGCUCGGGGGGCGCGGACGACGCCCUCCUGGAGCAGGCACACAACGCCAUUGGAGACUACUUUGCAGACAGGCAGAAAUGGUUAAAUGCUGUACAGUACUAUGUCCAAGGACGAAACCAGGAACGUUUAGCUGAAUGUUACUACAUGCUAGAAGACUACCAAGGACUGGAGAAUUUGGCCAACUCACUUCCAGAGAAUCAUAAAUUGCUUCCUUGGAAUAAAGCUGUGGAGCUGGCCAAAAAUCACAACAUGAAAGAGAUCGGAUCCUUGUUAGCCAGAUAUGCAAGUCAUUUAUUGGAAAAGAACAAAAUCCUUGAUGCUAUAGAACUCUAUCGUAAAGCCAAUUAUUUCUUUGAAGCUGCUAAACUCAUGUUCAAGAUUGCAGAUGAAGAGUCAAAGAAAAGGACAAAGCCUUUGCGAGUAAAAAAGCUUUAUGUGCUAUCAGCUUUACUUAUGGAACAGUGUCAUGAACAAAUGCAAAAUGCACAAAAGGGAAAAGUUAAAGAGAAAAGUUCAGAGAGUGCUUCAGCUUUGGCUGGUUUGCUGGAAGAAGAUGUUCUUUCUUCAACGAAUCGCUUUGCAGACAAUGCUUGGCGAGGAGCUGAGGCUUACCACUUCUUCAUACUUGCACAAAAACAGCUCUAUAAAGGUUCUGUAGAUGCAGCACUUAAAACAGCUCUUCAUUUGCGAGAUUAUGAAGACAUUAUCCCUGCAGUUGAAAUCUAUUCCCUUUUGGCACUCUGUGCAUGUGCAAACAGAGCAUUUGAUACUUGUUCAAAAGCCUUUGUUAAAUUAGAAUCCUUGGAAACUCUUGAACCAGAGCAGAGGCAACAGUAUGAAGAGCUUGCUCUAGAGAUAUUCACAAGAUACAGACCAAAGUAUAACAAAACACCUGAUCUGGAUGAUGUUCUUGAGAGUGGAGAUGGUAAACUUCCUGUAUGUGUUGCAACAGGAGCCCCUAUCCUGGAGUAUCAGUUCUGGAUGUGCAGUGUGUGUAAGCACUGCAUGAAAGCCACAGAAGCAGGCCAUUAUAAUGCCUGUCCUCUGUGCCACAGCACAAUAAGCUGAGGAUAAAGACUGUAUCUGCAUUUAUGACUGCUAAGAACAGCCUCUAAAAUGGUACUAUCUUGAAAUACAACUCAGGUACUGUAUUGUAGCAGUUAGUGCUGCUAUUAGAGAAACAUUAAAAAAAAAAACAAACCCAAAACCAAAACAGAAAACCCACAAGAGAAACCUUUACUGCUUCCAUUUAGCUGAAAUAAUUACCAUGUAAAUACAUUCUGGUUUUGCUAUACUUAAAAAAAAAAUAUUUAAGGUAAAAGCAUUAUUUUUGAAUUGUAGAUUGAGCCUAGUUGCAAAACUGUAUGAGUGGAAUGUAGGCUCAUAUCAAUAUAUUCCACUCUGAGCAGGCUCCAUUUUUUGGUCUAAUUCCAUAGGAAAUUACUGGGUUUUCUCAGAAUUCAGUUUUUUGAAGGAAGUGAUUCCUGAGUUUAAAUAACAUCACAAUAAUUUUGAUAAUAUUACCACGUAAGUUUUUGUACUACUGUUUAGUUACCAGAGUAAUGACACCAGUAUAAGCAUACAUUAGUGCUGGUUUCUUUUGCCAAGUGUAUUUAAACCCACCAUAAAAUAAAGGGCUUGAAAA
This is a messenger RNA of Passer montanus (Eurasian tree sparrow), 4137 nucleotides long. It is a transcript of the gene WDR35, whose product is annotated as WD repeat domain 35. The transcript has 27 exons. The coding region runs from base 129 to 3560 and encodes 1143 amino acids. Gene Ontology annotation, molecular function: protein binding. The record is from RefSeq and is a predicted model, not a curated record. Gene Ontology annotation, biological process: protein localization to cilium; non-motile cilium assembly; intraciliary retrograde transport. NCBI's taxonomy places the organism in Eukaryota, Metazoa, Chordata, Aves, Passeriformes, Passeridae. Gene Ontology annotation, cellular component: intraciliary transport particle A; non-motile cilium.